CGGCUCGUUUUCACAGCUCUGCUGGUCGAUAUUGAUGUUGUACAGAUCAGCUCCUUCUGUUAGCGGCUCACUCACUCAUUUAAACUCGCAGCUCCGCUUCAUUCACAGGCCUGCUCAGUUAUGAUCAUGACGCCGUUUUUAGCGAGUUUUAUUUAUUUGGCGCUGUUAUGUAACGUUAGUAGGAUAUGCUGUGAUAAUGACACAGAAGAGGAUGAGCACGCCAAACACACAUACACGGUGGAGAUGUUCAAUGAUGCCGUCUCUAUUGCUCCACACUUCGUCAUGUUCUACGCGCCCUGGUGUGGUCACUGUCAGAGGCUGCAGCCAGCGUGGAAUGAGUUGGCAGAUAAAUAUAACAGUAUGGAAGCUCCUCCAGUGUAUGUGGUGAAAGUCGACUGCACAAAAGACACAAAGUUUUGCUCCAGUGAGCAUGGGAUCCGUGGAUACCCCACUCUGAAGUUGUUUAAACCUGAUCAGGAGGCUGUAAAGUAUCAGGGCCCAAGAGAUCUGCAGGCGCUAGAGAGCUGGAUGCUAAAAACCCUUCAGGAGGACCCUGAAGAACCCCAGACUGAACCCGAGCUGCCCAAAGUCCCUGAACCCAAACAGGGCCUGUAUGAACUCGCAGCCACAAACUUCAAAUCACACAUCUCUAAAGGUUCUCACUUUGUGAAGUUCUAUGCACCAUGGUGUGGGCACUGCAAAGCCAUGGCUCCAACAUGGGAACAGCUCGCCACCAGCUUCGAGCAUUCAGACAGUGUCAAGAUCGGCAAGGUGGAUUGCACACAGCACUAUGAGGUGUGUUCAGAUAAUCAGGUUCGUGGUUAUCCCACGCUGCUCUUCUUCACUGAUGGAGAGAAGGUUGAUCAGUACAGAGGAAAGCGUGAUCUGGACUCAUUUAAAGAGUUUGUUGAUAAUCACGUAAAAGCUGCUGAAUCUAAAGAUGAACCUGUUAAAGAGGAGGAGCAUGCUCACGAAAUCCCACCUAGCGCUGAACCUGAAAAACAAGAGUCUAAUGUUCUGGUAUUGACUGAGAGCAACUUUGACGAGACUGUUGCCAAAGGACUCUCCUUCAUCAAGUUCUAUGCUCCAUGGUGUGGUCACUGCAAAAACCUGGCCCCUACCUGGGAGGAUCUAUCUAAAAAGGAGUUUCCUGGACUGACUGAUGUGAAGAUUGCUAAAGUGGACUGCACCGUGGAGAGAUCGGUUUGCAACAGAUACUCUGUGCGUGGAUACCCAACUCUCCUGAUGUUCCGGGCGGGGCAACAGGGGGAGGAGCAUAAUGGAGGGCGGGACUUAGAGAGCUUGCACAAUUUUGUCAUGAAGCAUGCGAGAGAUGAGCUGUAACUCCCUCAUUUUCCACAAAGCAACACUAUCUACAUUUACCAUACAGUCAAAAGGACUUUUUUCUUCAUUUCUUUCCCUCACC
Molecule: messenger RNA, 1426 nt
Organism: Carassius carassius (crucian carp)
Lineage: Eukaryota; Metazoa; Chordata; Actinopteri; Cypriniformes; Cyprinidae
Gene: txndc5
Product: thioredoxin domain containing 5
Exons: 10
Coding region: 121-1344 (407 amino acids)
Biological process (GO): protein folding
Cellular component (GO): endoplasmic reticulum
Molecular function (GO): protein disulfide isomerase activity
Source: RefSeq, a predicted model, not a curated record